This is a messenger RNA of Elaeis guineensis (African oil palm), 1379 nucleotides long. RefSeq lists its product as uncharacterized. Lineage: Eukaryota; Viridiplantae; Streptophyta; Magnoliopsida; Arecales; Arecaceae. The record is from RefSeq and is a predicted model, not a curated record. Gene Ontology annotation, biological process: regulation of DNA-templated transcription. Gene Ontology annotation, molecular function: DNA-binding transcription factor activity; sequence-specific DNA binding.
CUAGUUUGUCCCGAUCCCUUCUCCAGUCUAUUCUUCCUUCCUACAUCCUAUAAUCCUCCUAUCCUUUCCUUUAAUCAGUCCUGCUACACUUCAAAUCCAAUGGAAGAAGUAGAUGAGUACUCGGAGGCCAAUUGGCUUGAUGCUUCUUGUGAGGAGCUUGUGAGGGAGCUCCUUGAUGAUACCACGCCUUUCUUCGUCUCGCCCAAGGUCACAGAACCUGAACCAGACACAAGCCGUGAAUCCAUGAUCAACAAUCUUAUCUCAACAGUCUACUCGGGUCCAACGAUUGGGGACGUCGAGAGUGCACUAUCUGUAACCUUUCAGAGUGGUGAAUCCGAUGGUCACGGCGGUUCCCGACCCAUUAUUUCAUUACCGGAGAAGGGAUUGGGUAAGAUGGAGAGUAAGUAUACGCUAAGGAUCAAGACCUGCGGGAAUGGGCUUGCUGACGAUGGCUACAAGUGGAGGAAGUAUGGGCAGAAAUCCAUCAAGAACAGUCCUAAUCCGAGGAGCUACUACAGGUGCACCAACCCAAGAUGCAAUGCCAAGAAGCAGGUGGAAAGGUCAACAGAUGAUCCAGAAACGCUCAUUGUCACCUAUGAAGGCCUCCACCUCCAUUACACUUACUCACAUUUCUUCUUAUCCCGGCCCCAUGAUUACUCAACUACCAACCUUCAUGUGUCUAAGAAACCGAGGAUCCAAUCCAUGAGCAUGCAGACACAUGUAGCUGAUUACCCACUUACAGAGAGCACAGUGUGGAGCCCAUCGGUCAUGGAACAGCAGCAGUUGCAGCCUGGGGUCAGCGGAGACCAAAGCCCAGAAGGAGAUGUUCUGGAGGUUGUUGUGCAGAGUCCAGUCAGAGAGGACAUUUCGCAGCAGGGGUUUCUUGAAGAUCUCAUGCAGAGCCCACAAGGGCUGUUAGAAGAUGUGGUGCCGUUGUUGGUGAGAAAGCCAUCCCAUUCAACCACCUCUUCAUAUGACCCACACUCCUUAUCACCAGCAUCUUCUCCUUCCUAUUCUUCCCUUUCUUGGACACCCAGCUUUUCUUAUCUUGAUGUGGGAAUACUCUCAGGCAUCAUCUGAAUGGAAACUGGCACUCAAAAGGACAAAGAUAGUAGCAUCUGCAUGGUAGUUUGGUAGCUAGGACGAUAAAUGAUACACUUUAUCCGAAAUUGCAUGGGUAAAAUGAAGUUACUCCACUCCUCUUUUACACCAUGUAAUACCUGGGUGACUGGAUAUGAGAGUAUGAUAAGGGAGUACUGCAUAUAAAAUGUACAAUAUGUUAUCAAGAAUAAUAUGUACAAUAUAAAUAUUGGUAUUUUGUUGCUGCAGGGAUCUCUAUUUAUAUUUCCCUUUUUAAUGCAUCAUAACCUUUUAUAUUA